Molecule: messenger RNA, 1410 nt
Organism: Lampris incognitus (smalleye Pacific opah)
Lineage: Eukaryota; Metazoa; Chordata; Actinopteri; Lampriformes; Lampridae
Gene: onecutl
Product: one cut domain, family member, like
Biological process (GO): regulation of transcription by RNA polymerase II
Cellular component (GO): nucleus
Molecular function (GO): DNA-binding transcription factor activity, RNA polymerase II-specific; RNA polymerase II cis-regulatory region sequence-specific DNA binding
Source: RefSeq, a predicted model, not a curated record
AUGGACGGGAGUCUGGGGGAGAUGUCCCUGCACAGCCACUCGGAGCUGGUCCACAACCAGGAGGGCAGGGCCAUGCUGCACUCGCGGGACCUCUCGGCCGCUUUCCCCCGGCCCUCCCUCGGGGGCCCCUCCAUGUCCCUGGAGCCUGAUCACCGCCCGCCGGGAUUCGACCACUCCAUGUCCGCCCUGGGGUAUGGAGGCGAUGCCCCGGCCAGCUGCGGCAGCACCUACACCACCCUGACGCCCCUGCAGCCGUUCGACGACAAGUUCCACCACCACCACCACCACCACCACCCCUGCCUGCCCGUCAGCAACGUCAUCGGCAGCUUCACCCUCAUGCGGGAGGAUCGCGGCCUCGGCGGGAACUUCUACAACCCCUACGGCAAAGAGCUGGCCAUGUCCCAGAGCCUCUCCCCGCCCUCCGCCGGCUCCGGCCUGGGCUCCUCCAUGCACGGCUACAGCAGCUUGAACAACAGCCCCAACGGCAACGGGGGCCAGAUGCUCCCCGGCGGGUACGAGGUCCACGGCGGGAACCUCUUCUGUCGGACGACGGACUUCGGUCGCGAGAUGUCCCCCCCGGGCCUCGGGGGAGGCGGAGGGGACGCGCCGGGGGGCCACCAGCUAAACAAAAUGGAUGCCCACCAGCAUGUGCCAGGCCAUCACCCUCACGUCUACAGCCAGCACUACCAGCCGCCCCACCCACACCCCCACCACCACCACCCGCACCCCCACCCGGGCCAGCAGGCCUCGAAGAUGGGCGAGCAUCCACACUCGUCGUCGUCGUCGUCAUCGUCGCCUGGCGAGGGCAUGCUGUCCGGCACGCAGGGCGGCGGCGGGGGAGGAGGAGGGGGGUCGGGUGGCGAGGAGAUCAACACCAGGGACGUGGCCCAGAGGAUCAUCACGGAGCUGAAGAGGUACAGCAUCCCCCAGGCCAUCUUCGCCGAGAGGGUCCUGUGUAGGUCACAGGGCACGCUGUCUGACCUCCUGAGGAACCCCAAGCCCUGGGGCAAGCUCAAGUCCGGCCGAGAGACCUUUAAGAGGAUGUCCCGCUGGCUGCAGGAGCCCGAGUUUCAAAGGAUGGCCUCGCUCCGGCUGGAGGCCUGCAAGAGGAAGGAGCAGGAGCAGAGCAAGAUGGAGCGCAACCAGGGGCCCAAGCGUACUCGGUUGGUGUUCACCGACCUCCAGCGGCGUACGCUGAUGGCCAUCUUCAGGGAGAACCACCGCCCGGCCAAGGACCUGCAGGUCACCAUCUCCCAGCAGCUGGGCCUGGAGCUCUCCACCGUCAGCAACUUCUUCAUGAACGCCCGCCGACGCAACCUCAACAAAUGGGCGGACGAGGGCCGCCCCUCGUCCACGGGCUCCUCGGGUUCCAGCGUCUCCUCCACCGCCGUGUCCUGCAGCACGGCCUGA